Messenger RNA from Onychostruthus taczanowskii (white-rumped snowfinch), 699 nucleotides. RefSeq names its product clarin 2 (gene CLRN2). Lineage: Eukaryota; Metazoa; Chordata; Aves; Passeriformes; Passeridae. Bases 1 to 699 code for a protein of 232 amino acids. The transcript is spliced from 3 exons. The record is from RefSeq and is a predicted model, not a curated record.
AUGCCUGGCUGCUUUAAAAAGACAUUAUUUGCUUUGGCUUCUCUAAUAAGUUUUGUGUCUUUUAUCUUGAUUGUUGUUGCAAUGGGGAUUCCAAAGUGGAUGACUGGGAAGAUCCUUUGCAAAACAGGGGCUGAUUUAGUCAAUGCCACAGAUCCAGAGCUGGUCAAGUUCAUUGGAGAAAUUUACUACGGACUCUUUCGAGGCGGCAAAAUACGCCAAUGUGGCUUGGGCGGGCGGCGUUCCAAAUUCACAAUUUUCCCACACAUGGUGAAAAAGUUGAAUACAGGUCUCCAUGUGAUGAUCAUAAUGUUCCUCUGUGUGGCCAUUUUCUUUUCUCUGGUCAGUUUUGGAUUCUGCAUUCUUAACGCAAUAAAAGUUCCUUACCGGGCUAUUAACGGUCCAGCAGGAGCAUGCCUUUGGAACUUCCUUGCAGGUGGAUUUGUAGUACUUGGAGUCACCAGCUUCAUGGCUGCUGUGAAACUUCAUAACCUCACAGAAAGGAUUGCCAAUUUUCAGGAAAAUGUCUUUCGGUUCAUUAUCUUAGAAGAACGCUUUGAAGACUGUUUUUGGAUUUGUGUGGCAAGUGCCACAGCACAUGCAGUGAAUUUGCUGCUAAUAGCCAUUAGUGGGAUUCAUUUCCCUAAAAUUAAGACUAAAACAGAAGAAGUGAAUGUUACAGCAGAAGAUAUCAUGUACUAA